AUGAGACUCAACAUCCUCCUCGCCCUCUCCGGGCUUUUUGUAGCAUGGGCAGCGGCCUACAAGAUCUACACGGGCUUCAAAACCAAUAUCGCCAAAGCGCGUAAAGCUGGAUAUCCCGUUCUUAUUACCCCAAUCUACCCCCUCUCCCCACUCUGGCUCACAACUCGCACCUUCCUCCUCCCCCUCCUCACCCGUUUUCUCUCCUUCCUCCUCCCCGCCUCCGUUUAUUCCAGCCACAUCCACCCCUGGCUCUUCGUCAUGACUCCCGACUGGGAAUACCACCCCUCGCCCAGCCGACACUUUGCGCAGCAGCAAGUCGGGAGCGACACGUUCAUCGCCGCCAGCUGGAACGGGCUGUGCUGCUAUACUAGGGAUGCGGGGGUCAUUCACCAGGUGAUGAGUCGGCGGGAGGCGUUUCCCAAGGAUACGAGACAGUAUGGAAUACUGGAAAUUUUUGGGUCAAAUGUUGUGACGACGGAAGGGCAGGUGUGGAGGAUGCAUCGCAAGGUUACUAGUGCGAGUUUCAAUGAACGGAACGCGGGGUUUACGUUUAGGGAGGCGGUGAGGCAGACGAAGGGGAUGGUUGGGGGGUGGUUUGCUUCUUCUGGUGAGCAAAAUGGGGGACAGCAUAGAGAGGAGAACGGAGGGCAGAAUGAAGGGAAGGAGAAAGAAAUGACGGGCACAAUCACGACUCUGGAACACGACACCAUGCGCUGGGCACUCAACAUCAUCGGGUACGUCGGCUUUGGACUUCGGCUGAUUUGGCCGCACGAGUCGAUGCCGACGGACGUAGACCCGAAGCUGGCCAAGUACGGGAGUUUGGAGCCGCCGGCAGGGUAUUCGAUGACGUUUGCGGAUUCGUUGGCGACGGUUUUGGAGAGGAUCUUGGUUAUAUUGCUGGUCCCUUCGGCGGUUCUUAAGCGGAUUCCACGUUCGUGGGGCAGAAUUGGCGCGAAGAUGCACGAGGCGUGGGAGGCCAAAGUCAACUAUACCAAGUACAUGAACACCUUUUUGGCCGAAAAAGUGGAGGAUAUUCGCGCGGGAAGAAAGGAGAAGGAGGGGAUGAAUAUCAUGGGUCAGCUUGUUAGGAGCAAGUAUGACAUCUCUUCCUCUUCUUCUUCUCUCGAGAAGAACGACAGCGCAACAAACUCGACAUGGAAGUUGGAAGACAGCGAAAUCAUGGGUAACGCAUUCAUCAUGACCCUCGCGGGCCACGAGACCACCGCCAACGUCACGCACUUUACGCUUAUCGAGCUGGCCAUCCACCCCGAAGCGCAGCGGCGCGUGCAGCGCGACAUCGACGCCAUUUUCGGCCGGGACUCCGAUCCGGAAACGUGGGACUACGAGAAGAACAUCAACGCCUUGUUAGCUAGUUACAUCGGGGCGGUGAUCAACGAGACCCUGCGGCUGAUUCCGCCCGUGGUGGUCACGCCCAAGCGAGUGGCGGAUACGGAUCAGUGGUUACAAGAUGAAACAGAUGGACAAAGACAUCAUAUGCCAGCUAUGAUGCCCAUCAUGCCUGUUAUUUCAGCUGUCCAGAGGAAUAAGCGGUUUUGGCCUGCCCUCGACAAAACGAAGCAGGAAGGGGACGCGGGAGAUUUGGAUGAGUGGUUACCUGAUAGGUGGAAGAGGAAGAGAACUACGGCGGCUACCAAGGCCUCGACACAUCCCCCACCCUUUUCCGGCCCGUUCGCGGCUCCUUUAUUCCCUUCUCUGACGGCGCGCGUUCCUGCUUGGGGGAGGAGGAUUGCCAUGGUGGAGAUGGUCGCUGCUAUGGCGGUGAUGUUCCAGAAAUACUCGGUUGAGUUGGCGGUGGAUGAGUGGGUACCGGGCGGUGAUGAAGAAAUACAAAAGAUGGGAGUGGAGGAGAAGAGGGAGGUGUAUAAGAAGGCGCAGGAGAAGGCGAAGGACACGGUUCUGCAGGCCAAGUCGGUUGUUACGCUCAAGUUGACGGGUGGGAGACAUGUGCCGGUGAGGUUUGUGAGGAGGGGGAAGGAGAGGUUUGUGGGUGAUGAGGGGUUGUGUUAG
Molecule: messenger RNA, 2028 nt
Organism: Sordaria macrospora k-hell
Lineage: Eukaryota; Fungi; Ascomycota; Sordariomycetes; Sordariales; Sordariaceae
Molecular function (GO): oxidoreductase activity, acting on paired donors, with incorporation or reduction of molecular oxygen; heme binding; iron ion binding
Source: RefSeq, a predicted model, not a curated record